Messenger RNA from Bipolaris maydis ATCC 48331, 7416 nucleotides. RefSeq lists its product as uncharacterized. Gene Ontology annotation, molecular function: fatty acid synthase activity; 3-oxoacyl-[acyl-carrier-protein] synthase activity; phosphopantetheine binding. Lineage: Eukaryota; Fungi; Ascomycota; Dothideomycetes; Pleosporales; Pleosporaceae. Gene Ontology annotation, biological process: secondary metabolite biosynthetic process; fatty acid biosynthetic process. The record is from RefSeq and is a predicted model, not a curated record.
AUGUUACCGACUGUUGCUCGACCGAAUAUGUCGACUCGGGGUUGGGGAGACGGCAGUGCAUCGGCAUGUAGCCCCAAUCUUAUCAGAAUCCGGCCGACAGCAGAAGACGAAGACCAGGCAUGCGAUUCUCAGUCUCUUAUGGCGAUUUGUUUAGGCCGGUAUGAGCAUCAGUUCUCUGAACAGACAACACCUUAUCCUCAACAUUCCUUGCGGUACAUUCAACAUCCGCCACGUUUUUGCUACAUCAUGGCACCAUCAAAACCCACUCAGGCGGCAUCGGUCGCCAUAUUCUGCCCGCAAAGCAAAGCACCAGACGCAGCAUACCUUGACCAACUUCGCACAUUUUUGACACAACAACCUCAACUACGCAAGCUAGCGGACGAUGUCCAGCGACUUGGCGAAACAUGGGAUAUUCUUGCAGCACGCAGGCCCGACAUUGCUGCGCUGCACCAAGGGCCAAAGUAUCUACGAGCUCUACACGAAUGGGUAGAAUCAGGUGUGUCAGGGCCUGUAGCGGGUGCCAUGUCUGGGAUUCUUUCGCUGCCAUUGUUGGUAGUUAUUCAGACAUGUCAGUAUUUCCAGUACCUGCGGUUGACAGGGUUGGCGCAUGCCGAAUUCCUUCGAGGCCUAGAGACCGGAGGUGCACAGGGAUAUUGCGGUGGACUUUUACCUGCCAUGGCUAUUGCAUGUGCCAAGGAUGAGGACGAGGUAGUGCGCAUGGCAGGGAUUGCAAUGCGUAUCGCUCUUGCAGUGGGUGCGUAUGGAGAGUUAGGAGACGAUGAAAACUUACCUGGCCCAACGACGAUUGUGCUUCGUCUCCGACACGAGGGUCAGGGUGAUGACAUAGCGAGAAAGUUCCCGGGGUCGUAUGUUUCUGCCGUCACGGAUCCGAAGACCAUUAGCAUCGUGGGCCCAGUACCCACGCUUGAGAAGGUUACCGCAUAUGCACGAGAAUUGGGCUUGCAAGCUCAGGGAAUGCAUCUCAGGGGCAAGGUACACAAUCCUGAGAAUGCUGAGCUGGCACGGGAGCUGUGUGAGUUGUGCGACGAGAUGGAAAACCUCAGACUGCCGCCGAGUGCAGAGCUGCAGGUUCCAAUAUAUUCCAACAUCACGGGACGGCGGCUUCAAGAUUGCUCGCUCACACAUGAAGCUGUUCUUACUAUUCUGGCCUCACGAUGUGAAUGGUGGACACUGCUCGGUGAACUUGCAUGCGCACUCCAGUCAACAGGCAUCCAGUCACACACUUUUGCCAUGUUUGGAAUCGGUGACUGUGUGCCACUGAUGCCUUUCCACCAGGCGAGACUCAAGGUGUCCAAAAUCGACAUCCAUCGUACUAUUCGAGAAGCAGAGCUCAGUGAGUACACAUAUCCAGAAGAUGCCAUUGCCAUUGUGGGUGCUGCUUGUCGGCUUCCUGGUGCCAAUAACAUGGAAGAGCUCUGGGAUCUUUUGGCGGGUGGUGUUUCCAAGGCAGAAGAAAUUCGACCUGAUCGCAUACCGCUGCAUGCAAGCUUCAGAGCUUCGCAAGAUCAAAAGCGCAAGUUCUUUGGAAACUUUGUCGAUGAGGUUGAUGGCUUCGACCACACAUUUUUCCGCACCAAUCCAAAGGAGGCUACUUACAUGGAUCCGCAGCAGCGCAUCUUGCUAGAGUUGGCAUACCAGGCCAUGGAUUCUAGCGGAUACCUCAGGUCGCACAAGCGUGAGAACGGGGACAACAUAGGUUGUUUCAUCGGCGCGUCUUUCAACGAAUACCUCGACAACACUUCAGCGCAUGCCCCGACCGCUUACACAUCGACGGGCACGAUACGGGCCUUUUUGUGUGGCAAGAUCAGUUACUAUUUUGGAUGGAGCGGGCCGGCCGAAGUGAUUGAUACUGCAUGCUCGGCUUCGCUUGUGGCGAUCAACCGUGCAUGCCGGGCUAUUCUAAGUGGAGAAUGUGCACAGGCGUUGGCAGGAGGCAUCAACAUCAUGUCUGGUAUCAACAACUUUAUGGAUUUGGGCAAAGCUGGCUUCCUGAGCCCGACAGGACAGUGUAAGCCGUUUGACAAGAAUGCCGAUGGCUACUGUCGUGCCGAUGGCGGAGGCCUUGUGGUUCUCAAGCUAUUGCGGCAUGCACGAGCUGAUGGGGAUAACAUUCUCGGUGUUAUUCCUGGUAUCGCGACAAACCAGGGUGGACUCUCUGCUUCAAUCACGGUGCCCCAUUCGCCGGCGCAAAUGACACUCUACCGGCGCAUUCUCAAGCAAGCAGCGAUGAAGCCAGAGCAGGUCUCGUACGUGGAAUGCCAUGGUACAGGCACGCAGGCGGGUGACCCGCUCGAGAUAGCAUCAGUGCGCGAGGUGUUUUGUGGAGGGGACCGGCAAGGCAAUCUGCACGUGGGUUCUCUCAAAGGCAAUAUUGGCCAUUGUGAGACAGCGGCAGGGGUAGCGUCACUGCUCAAGGUGCUCGCUAUGUUGCAGAAGCAACGGAUUCCGCCGCUUGCCAGCUUCAAGUCUCUCAAUCCCAAGAUUCCUGCCUUGGCACCCGACAAGAUGGCCGUUGCCAAGCAGGUGGAAGCAUGGGACGCGCCUCUACGUGCUGCAUGUGUCAACAGCUAUGGGGCUGCUGGAAGUAACUCGGCGCUGCUGUGCGUGGAAAUGAAGCACAAGGGCGGUGGAGCAGCUGGAGAAGGAGUGGCAGCAGCCCGUGCGACUGCAUGGCCCAUUGUCGUCAGUGCAGCCAGCAAAGAGUCUUUGACGCGAUACUGCCAUGCACUGGACACAUAUCUAGCCAAGAAGACGGACGUGGCGCUCGGUGACUUGAGCUUCACGCUGGCGGAGCGGAAGCAGCGUCAUCGGUUCCAGCUGGUGACGACAGCGUCCGACGUGAGCAGUCUUCGAGGCGUGUUGGCGAGCGGCCAAGUCGAAGCAAGCAUGGUUGACGUGGCCCAGGCUGCACGCCCUGUGGUUCUGGCAUUUGGCGGACAGAGCAAGCAGGUCGUGGGGCUGGACAGAGGCGUGUAUGAGAGCAGCCGCAGACUGCAGGCGUAUGUCGACGAAUGCAACGCCGUGCUCGUUGACAUGGGAUACCCGAGCAUCGUGCCGGCAAUCUUCUCGUCGGAACCGGUCGACGACGUGGUAGUGCUGCAAACGGGGACAUUUGCGGUGCAGUAUGCGUGCGCCAAAUGCUGGACGGACGCGGGAGUGCGGGUCGAGGCGGUCGUUGGACACAGCUUCGGAGAGCUCACGGCGCUGGCCUUUUCGGGCGCGCUCAGUCUUCGGAGCGGACUCAAGCUUGUGGCCGCGCGGGCUCAGCUCAUGGCGGCCAGAUGGGGGCCAGAGCGCGGGACGAUGCUGGCCAUCCACGCGACGCGCGACGUCGUCGAGCAGCUCAUCUCCAGGGCGGGCGGCGGCGGCGAGCUCGAGGUUGCGUGCUACAACGCCGUGGCCAGCCAGGUGGUGGUGGGCUCGGCGGCGGCGGUGGCGCGUGCUGAGGCGGUGCUCGCGGGCGAGGCGCAGUUUGCCAGUGUUCGCAGCCAGCGCGUCGACGUGACGCAUGGCUUCCACUCCAAGUUCACCGACCCGCUGCUCGACGAGCUGGCGACGGUGGCGGCGUCGCUGGCCUUUGGCGAGCCGCGCAUCGCCGUCGACAUGUGCGUGCCCGACGCGUGUGCGCACCAGAGCCCGGGGCCGCUGCGCAUUGCCCAGCACACCCGCCAGCCCGUCUACUUUGUCGACGCCGUCCGCCGCAUCGAAGCACGCCUGGGCCCGCGUUGCCUGUGGCUCGAGGCCGGCGCAGACUCGCCCAUCAUGCCCAUGGUCAAGCGUGCCGUCGCCCAGCCGGCCCAGCACGUCUUUGUUGGCCUGCGCUUUGCGGGUGCGCACCACUCGGCCGCUGUUCUGGCAGACGCGACGGCUGCUCUGUGGCGCGAGGGAGUCGACGUCUCCUUCUGGCCGCACCUGGGCGGGCCGGCUGAGUCAGGGCUGAGUCACGUCUAUCUCCCUCCCUACCAGUUUGUUCGCACCUCCCACUGGCUCCCCAAUCUCGACCGUGCUGCUCAAGCCUGCGCCCACCACGACGCCCCCGCGAAACCCCCAGUCCAGCCAGAGAAGCCCCAGACGCUGCUCGUCGCUCCCCAGCAGCCCGGCUCGCUGACCUUCACCGUCAAUAUUGCCUCGAAGCGCUUUCGUGACAUCGUCAGCGGCCAUGCAGUCCGUGCUCGUCCCCUCUGUCCGGCCUCCAUGUACAUGGAGUGCGCCGUCAUGGCCCUGCAAUGCCACCUGGGCUCUCGCUUCAACAAGGCCUGCGCCCUUUCCUUUGAGAAGCUGAGUUUUGAACAUGCCCUGGGCGUUGACCUAAAUCGCCACGUGUCUGUCGUGCUCAGUGAAGCCGGUGAGCCAGGCCUGUGGAGCUUCCAACUGCGCAGCGCCCCCAAGUCGUCCACCACGCCCCGAUUCUCUACACACGGCCGUGGUAAAGUCCGCCUCGGCAGCCCUCCAGCCCUGCACACAUACAAACACCUGGUCGCUGAGCGCAUCCAACAUGUCUCCAACAAGCCCGGAACAGAAACCCUCCUGUCCAAGCGCGCGUAUGGCUUGUUCUCACAGGUCGUCACCUACGCGCCCCUGAUGCGCGGUAUCCAGUCCAUUACCAUGGACGGCACUCGGGCUGUGGCCGCCAUCAAAGUCCCUUCCCCUCCAGUGGCUCCUGAUGAAAGCUCGGCCAUUGGACUUUGUGACACCGUCUCCAUAGACACCUUCAUCCAGGUUGUCGGUCUCCUCAUCAACAGCAGUGACGCUUGUAUCCCUGAUCAUGUCUUUGUUGCCACUGGCCUCGACAGUGCUACCCUGUCCCAGGCCUGUGACUUUACUGCCGCUGACUCAUGGACCGUAUAUGCUGUCUUUAGGUCCACUAGCGACACAACAGCCACGGGCGACGUCUUUGUCAUGACCUCUGACGGCACUGUAGCCUUGACUGUCAUGGACGUCGCCUUCACCCGGCUGCCCAUAGCAACCCUCGAGAAGCUGUUGGACACGGCAAACUCUGCCCCUGCUCCCCGUAAGGAUCCUGCUCCCCGUACGGACUCUGCUCCCCCAAAGCAUGCUACGACGGCAGUUCCAAGUCGACAUGCCGUGCCUGACUUGCUUCCGGCAGACGCCUCUCCCGCACACGGUUAUUCUGAGAGCGAAGGCAGUGUCCCCACUCCACCCAGUGAGCAAGACGACAGUAGUCUGCGCAAAAUGAUUGCCAUGUAUACCGGUGUAUCGGUAGAUUCUAUUGCUGCACAAGCCACCAUGGCAGAUUUGGGCGUUGAUUCUCUUGCCGCUGUCGAAUUCGCCGAAGACCUGCGCUCGCAAUUUGGCAAGGACAUUGAGUCGACCGACCUCCUUGCCAGCACUCUCAACGCCUUGUCACAGCUUGUCCUAACUUCAGUCUCAAAACCGCAGCCAAAGACCAAAUCGGUCAAAGCUCAUGUUGUCCAAAUGGAUCCUCUUCCACAAGUCCGCGCGGCUGCAAGCAGUGCUGGUCGGCAGCGCCUCCUGAAAAUCGUUUCGGACGCUUGUGGCGCUCCACCUUCGGAUAUCAACGAUUCGCAUACUCUUCGCGAUCUGGGUGUUGACUCCCUGGCCUCGGUAGAGCUGACCAGUGACCUUGAAAAUGCCUUUUCUAUUCAAAUUGACGAGAGUGAUUUGCAUCUCGACUCUACUGUGGCAGAUAUCGUCGAAUAUCUCGGAAUCGGCAAUGAAAGUGAACAAAGCGCGGCGCCGACGCCAAUCUCUACUUCCCCGCAACCUGCCAAUGCUUGCUCAACGAUUCCAGCGGCAGCCCCUCAAAGUGAAUCCAAUGCCAUCCGCCAGCGCGUGAUUCAGAUCAUAUCCGAUGCAUGCGGAGCACCAGCUGAAGACAUAGGCGAAGACGCUUUGCUCCGCGACUUGGGUGUCGACUCAUUGGCAGCGAUGGAGCUGAAGAGUGAGCUUGAGGACGAGUUCAACGUUGAGCUGGACGACGACCUCUUGGACUUGUCCGUCUCAGAAACUAUCAAAAGCUGCGGAGGCGCUCUCACAGAGUCGGUCAAUGUCCCAACCACAUCCAGUAGCACAACUGCCAGCCGACCUCCGACAUCCAAACCAGCCACCCCCAAUCCCCCAAAGGUACCCGCUGAUAUGCCGAGUCCCUUUGACUCUCUUGUCGUUAAUGAGAGGGACUAUGCUGCCAAGGCUAGUAAAUGCGGAUUUCUAGACUUUGAUGCUAAAGUGUCUUCCCGGCAGGACGAGCUAAUGCUAUCUUACAUUGUCGAGGCCUUUGUAGAGCUCGGCGUCGACUUGCGCAAAUUGAAACACGGCGCUCCAUUGCCACCACUUGCUUAUAGAAGCAAGCAUGCUUAUGAUCGACUGAUGCAGAGAAUAUGGGUCAUAUUGGACAAACACGGAUUGGUCACCACAGUCGGCACAUCACAACACGUACGAGGAGCCGCCAAAUGUCCGCAAAGCCCUUCAAAAGAGCUCCUUGGGAGAAUGCGGCAAGAUUUUCCAGCUUACAAUUGCGAGUUCUCAUUAAUGAACUUGACUGGAUCUCAACUCGGGCAGUGCUUCGCCGGAAAGCAAGAUCCGAUCGCUCUCAUGUUUAAAACACAUGAUGCGCAAUCCAUUAUGGAGGACUUUUACCUCAACUCCCCAAUGCUUGCCACUGCUACAGAGAUGCUCGUGGACACCAUCGUCGAUACUGUUUCCAAGUCCAAAAUCAACAACCCGGUCAAUAUUUUGGAGAUUGGCGCUGGCUUCGGAGGGACGACAAGAAAGCUUGUACAAAGUCUGAAUAGAUUGGGUCGGCCUGUCAAGUAUACGUUCACUGACAUAUCUCCCACGCUUGUUGGACGGGCGCUCAAGGUGUUUUCCGACCAAUAUCCAUGGCUACAAUUCCAAACUUGGAACAUGGAACAAACGCCUUCCAGCACCCUCUGCGCAACAGGACCUUUCGACAUUAUCAUUGGCACAAAUUGUGUGCAUGCUACUCAGGAUCGCACGUCGACACUCAAUCGCCUGAAGCAGUUGCUCCACCCCACGGGCUUUGUCGUUCUUUCAGAGGUCACAGAGAUCGUUGAUUGGUAUGAUAUCACCUAUGGCCUCCUAGACAGCUGGUGGUCCGACAAGGAUGGGUGCUACCCACUUCAGUGUGCAGAAACUUGGAUGAGAUGUUUCAAGGAUGCUGGAUUUGCUGUUGCAUCUCACUCGCAGGGUCCGAGUGCGGAUCUGAACAUACAAAAACUGCUCAUUGCGAGCAUGAGAAACGACAUAGAAGCACCAAAGCGUGCACCUCUACGACCAAAGUUGGAAACAGUUGUCUACAAAACGAUUGAUGGUGUGGACAUCCACGCCGAUGUUUUCUUUCCGCAGCAGCCGCCCGCUACCGCCAUGCCUCUUGGUACGAAUUCCCAACAGUAA